This is a messenger RNA of Ricinus communis (castor bean), 2464 nucleotides long. Its product is annotated as nudix hydrolase 10. Lineage: Eukaryota; Viridiplantae; Streptophyta; Magnoliopsida; Malpighiales; Euphorbiaceae. The coding region runs from base 173 to 1036 and encodes 287 amino acids. The transcript has 9 exons. Gene Ontology annotation, molecular function: NAD binding; NADH pyrophosphatase activity; ADP-ribose diphosphatase activity. The record is from RefSeq and is a predicted model, not a curated record.
AUAAAUCGGUGGACUUACGUCAUCAACCACUUUGGUUACACAGUAGAUUUUUCGCGUCUAUUUUUACACUCACAAUAUAACUAACUCGACCAAUCUCAAUUCUUUUCAACUUCUAAGCCAAAACUCAAUUUCAUUACACUGCUUGAAGGGAAUAUUUGUUGUAAUCAUAACUAUGGCUGGAUCAGAGUCAGUUUCUGCACCAAUUGGAAAUGGGGUCAACAAUAAUGGUGAUUUGCUCCCUGCAUCUGAUGAUGUUUUUGGGGGUGUAAUAGUUGAUCUGAAGGAGAAGAUGGAACCUCAAGUCUUUCUUGCUAAGCUCAAAGCUUCAAUUUUGGCUUGGAGGCAACAGAGUAAGAGGGGAGUUUGGAUAAAGCUGCCUAUUGAGCUUGUAAAUCUUGUAGAGAUUGCAGUCAAGGAAGGAUUCUCUUAUCACCAUGCUGAGCCAAGUUACCUCAUGCUUGUUUACUGGCUUCCUGAAACUCCGAGCACCAUUCCUGCAAAUGCUUCACACAGAGUAGGAAUUGGCGGUAUUGUCUUGAAUGAUAAAAGAGAGAUACUCGUUGUCCAGGAAAAGACCGGCGAAUUUCAAGGAACAGGUGCAUGGAAAAUCCCCACUGGAGCUGUAGAUGAGGGUGAGGACAUCUUCACGGCAGCUAUAAGAGAAGUAAAAGAGGAGACCGGUGUUGACACAGAGUUUCAAGAAAUUCUAGCAUUCAGGCAGUCGCACAGAGCAUUCUUUGGGAAGUCAGAUAUAUUUUUCGUGUGUAUGCUGCGUCCAUUGUCUUCCCAUAUCCAGAAGCAAGAACUAGAGAUUGAGGCUGUCCAGUGGAUGCCAAUCGAGGAAUUUGCAGCUCAACCUUUUGCUAGGAAGCACAGACUUUUCAAGCAUAUUGGUGACUUAUGCUUGGCAAAGGUCGACAGAGAUUAUGCUGGAUUUUCUCCAAUACCUAUACCAUUGAUUUUUGAAGACCAGAUUAGUUACUUGUACACAAACAUUCGAGAUUUGAAGCAGUCGAGUUCUGCUGAUCGCCAAUAGAAAGCAGGUUACUAUUGUUGUACUUUCUGUAAUGUAACUGUAUUAUCUUAUUUAUUAAUAUUUAAACUGAUCCUUGCGCACACUUUAAUAAGAGAAAGCACUUGCUUGACCCCUGAGAAAUUCCGAGGUUUCUGCUAUUGAUGUGAAGAAAAAACCUGAAGAGUGAAGAUAUUGAAUAGGAAAUGUCUAGCAACAAUGCCCGAUUGGAUAAACUUUAUGCAGAGUUCACUGUAAGAAAUACUAGAAACUAUGUUCAUCCUCUAGCCCCUUGGAAAUGAUAUGCCCUUUUACUUUUUAUGUGCUUUUGAUAUGUUAGGCAGCUUGAAUAUGCAUAGCAUUUUACUUUGUUGGACUUUUUCUUGUUCUUUUUCCCCUGUUUGGACUGUGGCAUUAGAUAGAUAAUUUUGCUCGGAAGAUUUCUCUGGCUUAUUCAGAUGGGAUUUUAUUUCAUGCUGAAAGCUUCCAACUGAUAAAGAUGGAUGUUAGAUUGCUAAUGUGUGUAUCCUGUAUCAGUAAUUCAAUAUGUAUGCACAUAGCAUGGUUGCAUCAUGCAUAUGCCUUAUCACUUGUCUGCGCCUGGAGAUUUCUGUUUCUUUGUGCAAAUACGUUAAGUUUGUAGAUCACCUCUACAGAAACACGACAGGUGGUCUGCCAUGCGGCACAAAAUACGAAGCACAGAUUAGAAAGGGAUGAAACAUGCAAAACUAAAUUAGAGAGCCUAUGCUUAUAAGUCUUAAACCAAGGUGUAUUGAUUUCUGUAACUCCCUAAACUCGGUGGUUGUCAGCUCUUGUGCCUUGAGAAAUUCACUAUUCCAAGUUUUGAGUGAGGUCUGUCCAAGGAAAGAACGAUAUGUCAUUAACAAAUUUUGCUUUCCUUUCAACACUUUUUCUCUUAGUCCUCUAUCCCGAGCAUGCAGAGCCGAGGAAACUUUCCAGUGAUGAUUUCUUUCCUUCACCAACAGGCUGUCUGAAUUGCUCCCUUUGUCAAUACCCAUGCAAUCCUCUUCCUCCACCACCUCCAUCACUUCCUCAGUACCCUAUAUAUGGAGCACCACCACCUCCAAUUCCUGAGUCUCCAUCAUAUGGAACUCCACCACCUCAAGUCAAUUGCACACAGUUCCCAGCCCAGUGCUGCUUUUAUCCCCCUCCAUUUCGAUAUCAGCCUGUUGCCGAGAACAGUUCUGUUUCUUGUUCACCUUUUUACUUUGUUUCAGCUAUGUUAUUGGCAAUCUGUGUUUCUUUUCUGCUUUAGAUUUUACAUGCUUUAAUAUUAUUUGUAAUAAAGCCUUCCUUACAUGCACCGGGCUGCUUCCUAUCAGUUGUGUACUACUUCUACAUAUAUAACUGUAGUUCUAUGAAACUGUAAUUCCUAUACAGCUUUAGUUUUCAUUAUCAAGGAGUACAUAGACUAUCCGGUAUUUAUUUGUA